AUAUUGUAUUUGCGGUCACUUUGAUUUUCAACAGCCGAUUGUUUUGUUAAAAUUAUGAGCUAAUUUUAAGUAUUGUCAAUAUGGACCGUAAUAAAAUGAAUGCCUCGAAUAGAGGUCAAAAAAAGGUGUUAAUGGGAGGCGAACAACUAUACGCCCUCGGCACAAAAGCUGUUCGGGAUGACGCCAAAUCGAAAAUAUUGCCAAUCAAAGGUAUGCCCGGCAGUUCUAAUUCCAGCGAUCGAAAAAGAGAGGCUCCUACGGCACUUACCAGUCAUGCGAGUAAACGAUUUCGUGGGAAUAUCAAAGAUGGUACUGCUGACAUGACACCAACAACAUCAACCAGCGGUGUGGCCCAAUACGAAGUCUGGGAACAAGUAGCUGUUGACUGUGAUUUAGCCACAGUGCUCGAAAGCAUAUACACGGCAAUUGAACAAAACGACAAUGAAGCGGUUGUUCGUUACAUUUGUGGCAUUAUUCGGCAAGCAACCUCUACGUCUCUUUCGGCUAGACCAAAGGUGGACAAUAUUGCAUAUUUAACACUCUUAUACUUGGCAAAAGUGCAUCCGAAUUACUUCAACAAUGAUGUGGUCACGUAUGCACUUUUAUCGUUUUUGCGUCGUGAGUCAAAUGUGAAAAUGCGCUACAAUGUCAAUCUGCACAUAAUUCUCACAAAUCUGCUUACUCGAGGAUAUGCCGAUGUAUCGCAGUGGCCAGAGGUAUUAUUGCGCACUUAUAUUGAUGAUGCUGUCAAUGAGCGCUUCUGGGCUGAUAACGAUUGUUGUGCACCGUUUGUGAAAAACAUAUGUGCGACUUUCGGUACACGGACUCCUCAUUUAAGUCUGCUACGAUGGGAUGCCAACACGACAGUUGCUUCAGGUCAGGCGCAUCGAGACAACGUUACUAUCGACGACGAUUCUGGUGACAAUUCCACACAGAGUCUUGAUGCUAGUCCGUAUAUGCAAGGCGAUGUGGAUCAAACAACCGAUAACCUUUGCACAGUUAAACGGCGUUUUUCUGAUACAACUGUGCAAAAAUUGGUUAGCGAUGCAAUACGCGAUCAACUGAACAAACGCCAGCAGCAGGAUAAUUACACACGCAACUUUCUCAAGUUUCUUUGCACCACGUCCGGCAUUGGUGAGGUGCGUUGUCUGAGCAUCUCGCGGCUCGAGCUGUGGAUACAUAACGGCAAGCUUGUCAAAUUCGCCCAGCAAUUAUUGUCAUACAUUUGCUUCAAUAUCAAAGGAAAAAGCACACAGGAUAACGAAGUGCUGCUGGUCUUAAUUAAAAUGCGCCUGAAAACUAAGCCGCUUAUCAACCACUACAUGUCAUGUCUCAAGGAAAUGAUUCACCUACAGCCGGAUAUACUAAGCACUAUCAUGAAGUUAGUGGUUCAAAAUGAGUUGUCGAACACCAGAAAUCCCAACAACAUGGGCAUGCUAGCUACAAUGUUUCAAACUUCGCCAGACCAGUCAGCCGUCAAUUUGGCGGAAAUAUACCAGGAGUUCGUAUUGCAACGCGAUGAUUGCUUAAGGACAUUACGUGUGUUCCUGCGGGAACUUGUGCGCAUGCUGCGCUUCGAUGUGAAUCUUGUCAAGUUUUGUAAAACAUUCUUAAGCGAACGCGACGAAUUGAAUCAACAAAUCGAGCACUUUGAGUUUAAAGAGCGCAUCUUUCACUCUAUGGUCGAUCUUGUAUGUCUCUGCAUGUUUCUAUCGGCCACGCCGCAGGCACGGGAAGGCAGCUUAUCGCUGAAAACUAAUCGUGAUGUAAAGAACAAUCAAGCUCUGAUUAAGUUGUACAAUCAAAUGUCCCAAAUUCAACUGGAUGCCGUUUCAUGGAUGUACGAAACAGUACCAAAUAUUUUUAAAAUUCAAGGCAAUGAAUACAAUCAAGCGCUGCACAAGUUGCUAUUGCUUGAAAAUGCAGAGCAAUAUUCGCGGUGUGAUCAAUGGCCAUCAGAGCCCGAAAGGGCAGCAAUUUUGCGUAUAAUUUCAGAGACUCCUAUUCACGAGGAAACGUUAUUGCGUAUUAUUUUGAUAGGUAUCACAAAGGAUAUUCCAUUUUCCAUCGCAAACACAUUCGAUAUUUUGUUACUGGUGAUAAAACGUGUAUCGGGAAUGAAAGCAACUGAUUUCCCUGCAGUGCAGGCAAACAAAUUCGACAUUAUCGAUUUUCUAUUUAGCAUGUCGGAAUAUCACCAUCCGGAAAAUAUUCGCUUGCCAUCGGACUAUGAGCCACCAAAGUUGGCAAUCAUGGCAUUCUACUGGAAAGCUUGGUUAAUACUUUUAAUGAUUUCUGCACACAAUCCUUCGUCCUUUGGUGCCUUUUGCUGGGACCAUUAUCCCACUAUGAAAAUGUUAAUGGAAAUUUGUAUUACAAAUCAAUUUAACAAUGUUGCCCCUCACAAGGAUGAAUUACAGAUAAUUACUGUGGAAAGGGAUCACAUUCUUCAAUUUGAAACCUACUUGGCAGCACAAACCUCGCCUCAUGCGAUUAUUACCGAGGAAAAUGCAAUUUUAAUAACGCAGCUCAUGCUAAUGGAUCCGAUGGGAACACCUCGAAAAGUACCCAACUUGGUAUUAGAACAACUAAAGUAUCUCAAUCAAACAUUCAAGUUAGGACAUCUAUUCUGCCGUUGUCGGAAGCCAGAUCUGUUGCUAGACAUUAUACAACGACAGGGCACAACACAAUCGAUGCCUUGGUUGUCCGAUCUAGUCCAGAAUAGCGAGGGAGACUUUAGCCAUCUUCCCGUGCAGUGCUUGUGUGAAUUUUUGCUCUUCAAUGCGCAUAACAUUAACGAGGAGAAUAGCCGCGAUGCCGAGUUGGUUACCUUUAUCAGAAAUUUAAUUAUGGACUCCAACUAUAACAACCACAUUGUUUGUGAAGUACUAGACUAUAUAUUUAGACGGUUGUCUUCGACUGUGAAACAGUCGCGAGUAGCUGCAUUAGCAGGUCUGAAGAUUAUCUUCAACAAUUCGGGAAGAUAUGAACACGAAUGGUUAUUAAAAUCGAUUCAACAAAUUCCACACUUUAUGGAGGCAAAAGCCUUUAUUAUUCCACAACUAAGAGCUGCCUGCCAAGUAGAAAAUUGCCCCGAUUUAAUAAUGGCAUACAUACAAUUUAUUACGGCUCAUACGCUCAACGAUCCGGUUAAUGAAAUGCUGGAUCAUGUCAUCGAUAUGGCGCAGUUGAUUGUCGAGAGAAGCACAAUGUUCCAACACAUCAUCAUCUCGCAAGAGGAUUACGAUUUGCAGCCCGAUGAGAAUCGUAUACAAACAUUAAAAUGCCUAUUUGUUGUGUUUAACAAUUAUAUCAUUAAGCUCAGAGAAUUUCACGAGCCUUACGAAUGGACCGAAUAUCCGGAUUUGUUAAUGGUUCAGUUUGAUGAUGGCGUCCAACUUCCGUUGCACAUUAACAUUAUUCAUGCCUUUAUCAUAUUACUAACCUACUCCAACAGUAACAUGCCCGAGUCCAUACCUAUUCUGGAUUAUUGGUUUCCUCCCGGCAGACCAGCUCCUGUUGCCUUCCUUCCCAACAUGCCGCAGGAUCAAAUUCAACUUUUACCAGAUUGGCUAAAACUUAAGAUGAUUCGGUCUUCAGUUGAUCGUCUGAUUGACGCAGCUUUAAAUGAUUUGACGCCCGAUCAAAUUGUGCUUUUUGUGCAAAACUUUGGCACGCCUGUAAACUCCAUGUCCAAACUGCUAGCGAUGCUGGAUACGGCUGUCUUGGAACAGUUUGACUUGGUCAAGAAUGCCAUUCUCAACAAGGCAUAUUUGGCGCAGCUAAUUGAGAUACAGCAAGCACGAGGCGCUAAAAAUGGUCAUUACACUGUACAAGCUCUGGAUUUGCAUUCGCAUUCGCUAACUGUGCCCGAUCUGCCCAAAUUGAAUACACAAACUCAGGAGAAUCUGCUCAUCACUGAAUAUCAACCGAUCUCAGCUGAACUUCCUAAUAAGGCCGCAACAUUCAGCGAGUUAUCGGCAAUACUUCUUGACAAAGCCGAUCAGAGAGCAAUUCCCAAUAAGGAAACGCGUAAAGUAGUUCAUAAUAUGCUAGACAUUGCAGUCAGCCCGACGAAGCUGAGUUCUGAAGUUCUACAGACCAUACACAAUGUCUUAGAUCAGCCCGCUUGGGAUCAACGCAAAGAUAAGAAGCACAAAUGCUCCAUCAAUGCCACACGAGACUCUUGCACGAUAUUGAGAACUUAUUUCAGCUGUAAAUUGGAUCCAGACUUUUAUCGUCUCACUGAGGGAACUUUCAAUACACAAUACGAUGUCGACCAAACAAAAUACCUAGUGUGAAGGAUGACUUUUUUAAAUGAACUCUUCAACGACAGCUUAUCCUCGAUGCUGCAGAGCUCACAACAACUGCAUUUUGCCAAAUUCAAAGCACAACAUUCGCUACCGGAAACCAAGAAAAUCGUUAGAGAAAUGAUGCGAGGAUUUGAGUAUCCGAUGGGGGAAAGCAACUCCAACCUUAACAAGCAAGGGCAAUAUUAUAAAAUUUUCAAAAAUGGACUAUUUAUUGACUGGCUCGCUGAGGCAGAUCCUGAAAUCGUUUCAAACAAGCUGUUUAAAGAGAAAUUCCUAUUCUCCAAGUCAUGCAGUGAAUUUCGAUUUUAUCUUUUGUCACUGAUUAACCAUCAAACAAAUUGGGAUACCAUUGAGGGUAUAGCGCAGUCAUUGUUUAAGGAUUACAAAGAUGACAAGGACUUCAGCACCGUGCUCAACUAUUUCGAGGCAUUGACAACAAAUCCCAAACUUUGGAAAGGCAGAGACAAGUACAUGUCUAAAAAUGUACAACCAAAUUCAUUUUUCAAAUUGGAUUCUAAGGAGCUGGAGCCAUUUGUACACUUUAUUCUGUUUGAGGGCAUCUCAGAGUUGUCCACAACUAACUACGAUUUUAAAUUAUGUUCACGAAUGACUCUACUUUUUAAACUAACAGAAAAGCGCAAAGAUCUAAUGGUUAAAGUAGUAGAAUAUGUGGAAAAAAGUUCGGUUUCCGAGGCGCUAAAACAUCAACUUCUGCAACAACUUUACAUAAUGUAUCCUCGAAUCAAGUUCUUGAAGUCCUGCAAUGCCGUCGGACAAACGCACAAAUUGCAGAGCUUAAAAGGCUGUCAAUUUGAUAAGAUAUCUAAUAAUUUAAUCACCUGCUUGGGUAGCCUCACUGCAAAGAAAGACUUUGAAACACUCUCAACGGAUACGGAACUUUUACUGCGAAAACUGGCAGCGUCGCAUCCUUUACUAUUCCUGCGUCAUUUAGGAGUUCUGUCGUCCAUUAUGCAGGGGAGAGCACAAAAUAGCAUGAAAGCUUUGAGAGAGGAACAUCAUUUUCAUCGUUUUGUCCAAAUUCUGAGAACAUUGGAGCUCUUACAGCCAACUAUAUACGAAGAUACAUAUAAGAACGAGAUUCAAACGACGCUUACAUGCUACUUUACCUUCUUUAAACAUCACAGUUCGGUAAAGGAAGCAUGCCAGAUGUUGGCCAAGUUUGUGCAGAUUCUGCAGGCCUACAUUAAUUGCAAUCCUUCGAGUGCUUUGCUUUUUAUUGAGCAAUAUGUGGGCAUUCUAUCAGAGCUCUCUGUCAAGUAUACAUCAAUGGUUGAGUUGCAAACUUUGGUUCAAGCAGUUGCAUUACUGCAACAUAAGUCGAAUAAUUCCUCAGAGCUUGAUGACGAGGACGUCAAAUUUGAAUACGAACUGGAUGGGCAUUCAGAUACGAAACCCAAAGCAGUGGUUAGUGAAUUGGAUUCCAUGGAGGGUAAUCUAAAUGCCCAGGAAGUCGUUGGCCGCGGCUCCUUCUCAGUGCUUACAUUGGGCUCCUAUAACAAAGCAAACUUCAGCGAUGUCUCGCCCCAUUUUCUAGAUUUAAUUAAAGUGAUUAAGCAGUCGCACAUCGAAGAUGUGAUCCUGGGACCUUUGCAAGAAAUGGAAUGCUUAACAUCGAAACGUUUUGUCUUCAUCAAUGAGCUCUUCGAACGUCUUUUGGAUUUAAUUUUCUCGCCCAGCGCCCAAAUACGUUCCAUUGCUUUUAUUAUUUUAAUACGACAUCUUAAGCAUAAUCCGGGUAAUUCAGAUAUCAACCAGUGCACCUUGAAUGCAUAUAUCCAAUGUUUAAGGGAUGAGAAUUCUUCGGUGGCCGCUACUGCCAUAGAUAACUUGUUGGAGAUUUGUUUAUUGCUGCAGGAGCACGCUGUUGAAAUCUUGUCCGUUGCUUUCUCACUCGGCAUCAAAUCAUGCCUUAAUACCAGCAAUCAAAUCCGUAAAGUCAUGCAGACAUUGGUGGUACAACACGGUUAUUAACUCUUUCGAUUGUAAUGAUGAACACUAAAGAUAAGGAAUAUUGCAACAAUGUAUUAUCAUUAACUUAUGUAAAUAAACAAUUUUAUCUCUAUUGAGUAUUUUUGACUUCCAGCUUGUGUGCUGUAGAAUUUAAAAUUCUUAUAUAAGAGUUAAGUUAAUCUGAAUAAAUUUAAAACGCAGGUAUUGUGGUCAGAAUUUGAAUCAUAAAUGUUUUAUUUAUCUUAAAUUCUAGGCGGGCUUUGAGUGCAGCUAUAUGGAUGGUACAGUUCACAUUUAUUGCACUCUUAGUGUUUAUUUAUUUAAAUAUUAUGUUAAAAUGGUUUACAAACUAAUUAACUAAACAUUCAUAUCAUAUUUGCGAAUGAUUAAUGUAUAUUGUAUCCAUUAAAUUGGUUUAUUUAUGUUGUUUCUUUGGUGCAAUAUUAUUCAAAAAGAAAGUAUUUUACGUUUCUUUCGCAAAUAAUAUUUUACAUGUUCAUAUUGUAUUAUUUGAAAUAAAAGCACAGAAGCGAAUCACAAACAUUGAUUUAAAGUGGGCAAAUUACAAGUAGAAUUAUUAUAAAUAAAAAUAACUUUAGCUUAACCAACUUUCACAUUUAAUGACUAUAACAAACGUUUUUCGUAUCGCCAAUCGUUAUGUUUAAUUUCGUAUUUAAUAUAAGUAUUUGCUACUAUGUUUAAAUAUUUUGCAAAAUACGUGAUGAUAAUAAAAUUAUCUUCUAUGAAUUAUAAGAACUGUACAUAAAGGAUUUUUUCCUUUAAUUAAAAUAUUUUUAGAUUAUCGCGUUGAUGAUUCCCUGACGUUAACCGUUAAAUUUGCCGGAGUCGUUACUUCAAUCUGCAAUGUAUAAUAUUAUAAAUUAAUUUAUUAAAAAAUAAA
Molecule: messenger RNA, 7185 nt
Organism: Drosophila sulfurigaster albostrigata
Lineage: Eukaryota; Metazoa; Arthropoda; Insecta; Diptera; Drosophilidae
Gene: IntS1
Product: integrator complex subunit 1
Biological process (GO): U2 snRNA 3'-end processing
Cellular component (GO): integrator complex
Source: RefSeq, a predicted model, not a curated record